AGCGUCGUUGUUGCCAUAGCGCGAACUGACUCAGAGCGGUGGCAUAAAAAGCGCAAAUCCACACUCUCCGAUCCAGAUGAAACUCAUCGGCAAUUUGCCCAGGCUUCCCGCAGACAAAAAAAGGUAACUUCAAGCGCUCCCUAUGACUUGCUUUACCGUGGCAGAGCGGCCGUCCUUCCAGCAAAAGUGAAAGCCGUGGGAGACUCGCAGUGACGGACAACACCUGCGAGCUGGUUUAAAUGGAGAGAGACGGACCGAGCAUUCUGUGCUGUGCGCUCCCUUAAAAAGGGGGCUGCUGCUCGAACAAGCGAGCCUUGUUGAUUGCCGUGAUAAUCUGAUUUUCGGAGAUGUGAACGCCACAAGGAUUAUAGGGUUACUGGGUAAAUACAGAAACGUGUCACAAUGCAGUCCGUGCACUCCCGUCUGCGCCUUUUGUUCGAGAGGGACCAGGUUGGCCGCGUUCACGGAGGGAGAUCUCAGUAGCGAUUCUAACCACCUGGCAGUGCUGUCUCCGGGGCCGAAUCGCUUCCUCCUUUCAUGCUGCUAUGACUUCCUGGCUGCGUAAAUACACUAACUUCAUUCUGCAUCGCAAGCUGCUCAUCGCUCUGCUCAUUGUUUCUAUCAGCAUCUCUCAAACGGUGGCGGACAACACUUGUGCAUCGCCCCUCAUCUCAACAUGUGAAGAGUGCCUGCGCGGAGGUCCAGACUGUGGCUGGUGUAUUCAAGAGGACUUCCUGGAUGGAGCGCACGUGAGCCAGCGGUGUGACUCAGCCUCCAGCUUGCUUCGGAAGGGCUGCAAAGAAGAGUUCAUCGAGAGUCAUCGGGUCAAGGUGGAGGUGGACGCUACUCUCACCAGCACUCAGGUGACCCCCAGACGCAUCAGCGCUCAGCUACGGCCAGGCAGUGAGGCCAGUUUUGUGGUGGAGGUGCAGCAGCUGGACAGGUACCCGGUGGACCUGUACUACCUGGUGGACGUCUCGGCCUCCAUGAAGGACAACCUGGAGCGGCUGGACAACGUGGGCCUGGCGCUCUCGCACCAGAUGCGCGAACACUCCGGCGACUUCCGCGUGGGCUUCGGCUCGUUCGUGGACAAGCCGGUGACGCCGUACAUCAGCGUCCACCCGACCAAGAUCAUCAACCCCUGCAGUGAGUUUGACCAACAGUGUCGUCCGGCGCACGGCUUCAUCCACGUGCUGCCCAUCACUGAGAACAUGACGGAGUUCACGCGCGUGGUCCAGCAGCAGACCAUCUCUGGGAACAUGGACACACCCGAGGCCGGCUUCGAUGCCAUGCUGCAGGCCAUUGUCUGCCAGAAGGACAUCGGGUGGCGCGCUGAGGCGAAGCAUCUGCUCCUGGUGAUGACCGACCAGCCUUCGCACCUGGCGCUGGACAGCAAGCUGGCGGGCAUCGUGGUGCCGCACGACGGGCACUGCCACCUGGAGGACAACACCUACACGCAGACCACCAACAUGGAGCACCCGACCAUCGGUCAGCUGGCAGAUGCUCUGCUGCGGAACAGCAUCUACUCCAUACUGGCCGUGGACAUCGCACAAUUUAAGUGGUAUGAGGAUCUGCUUGACCUGCUGCCCGGGGCCUAUCUUGGCAGAUUACUCCCAAAAGCGACGAACCUCAAGGAUCUGGUCGUCGACGCUUACAAGAAGCUGCUGUCGGAGGUGGAGCUGGAGGUGACGGUGGACCACAGGCAUGCCCAUCGCUUCUGGGUGAACGUGACCAACAUCUGCCCCCCCGGCUCCAGACCCUUGGGGAGCACCAAGUGCACCGACGUCAAGUCAAUGCAGAAGGUCUUCUUCAACAUCACGGUGGGGAUGACUAGCUGUCCGAGCGAGGGUCUUGAGGAUGACGACGUCAUGGUGUCAGUGCAGCCCGUGGGCUUCAACGAGUCCGUCGCCGUGACGAUCAAACAAGCCUGCAGCUGUCAGUGUAGCCAGAGGGGCGGUUGCCUGGACGACGCUGAUGACACAAUGGCCGGCACCAUUUGCGAUGAUAUCAGCGAGAACUCGGGGCAGGUGUCGACAGAUGCGUGCCGGCCGUCGGAAGGCUCCGGAAAGAUCUGCAAUGGACGAGGCACCUGUGUGUGCGGGGAGUGUGUGUGUGACCGUAGCAACUUGGGCACCGUCUACGGGAAAUUCUGUGAAAUGGAUGACUUCUCCUGCCCCUACCAGGAAGGCCUGCUGUGUGGAGGCCAUGGACAGUGCACUCUGGGGGAGUGUGUUUGUCAAAUAGGCUGGACAGGUGAGAGCUGCGGGUGCCCGGUUUCCACGGAGACGUGUCGGCCCGGCGAUGGCCUGCUCUGCAGCGGGCGGGGCAGUUGUGUUUGCGGACGCUGCGUGUGUGACGACCCCCAGUAUUCCGGAGAAUUCUGUGAGAAGUGCCCCACCUGUUACACCGCCUGUCAAGCCCACUGGAUGUGCGUAGAUUGCCAUCUGACCAAUGGUCUGGGCCGGGGUACAGCAGAGCAGUGCAACAGGACCUGUGCACCCGUGGUGGGCUACGUCGACGACAUCACAGAGCUGACCAACGCGCUGGGGAAGCACUGCCUGUACCCCAGUACUGACCGCUGCCACUAUCGGUUCCACAUCGGCGUGGAGCCUGGCAGCCCCCAGCUGCAGAUCAGCAGACAGCCAGAGUGCUUAUCGAGCCAGCGGUACUUUGUGACGUUCCUGAGUGUGUUCCUGCUGACGCUGGUGCUGGGCCUGGGCAUCCUGGCCGUGCUGCGGAUCAUGCUGCGGCGCCGGGACACCGGAACCCCGCCGGACAACCAGAACCAGCCACUGGACACCGCCAAGAAGGACCUCUCCUACGCUCCAACAACAAACGAGAAGACCGUCACAUACCGGCGAGACCACAACGUGGAUCGGCCUGUGGAGAUGCACGUGCAGGUGCCCAAGAUGGCCCUUGAUGACAUGUGGCAGUAGCACAGGCUGAG
This is a messenger RNA of Sardina pilchardus (European sardine), 2947 nucleotides long. It is a transcript of the gene itgb8, whose product is annotated as integrin, beta 8. The record is from RefSeq and is a predicted model, not a curated record. Gene Ontology annotation, molecular function: integrin binding. The transcript is spliced from 15 exons. Lineage: Eukaryota; Metazoa; Chordata; Actinopteri; Clupeiformes; Clupeidae. Gene Ontology annotation, cellular component: focal adhesion; integrin complex; cell surface. The coding region runs from base 546 to 2936 and encodes 796 amino acids. Gene Ontology annotation, biological process: cell migration; cell adhesion mediated by integrin; integrin-mediated signaling pathway.